Brachypodium distachyon (stiff brome) is the source of this 2552-nucleotide messenger RNA. RefSeq names its product UPF0503 protein At3g09070, chloroplastic. Lineage: Eukaryota; Viridiplantae; Streptophyta; Magnoliopsida; Poales; Poaceae. The record is from RefSeq and is a predicted model, not a curated record. The transcript has a single exon. Bases 298 to 2325 code for a protein of 675 amino acids.
AGCCUCGAACCCCAAGAACGCAGAGCUGCAAAGCAAAAGGAACUAUAGAGAGAGAGGGACACAGGCGAGACGAGAGAGAGGGAAUGAGCUCGCCGGGGCCCGUGAUUCGCCUUUAACUUUCGCUUUCCUUCCCCCACGCCCUUUCACGACCCCUUCUAAAACCAUCCAUGCCCGCCCGCAACAAGCAGCAACAACUACUUCCCUCCCGCGGCAGCAGAGCAGCACGAGUACUAGGAGCGCCGUGAAGGUCACAUCGGGGGUGUGGGUGGGGGGUGGGGGGGAGGAGUCCAGGGCGCGAUGUCGCUGGCGAUGGACCCGCCGGCGCCGCCCGCGCGGCGCUCGAGCGCCACGAGCUGCGACCUGCACCCGGACGAGGCGUUCACCGGCUUCUGCGCCGCCUGCCUCCGCGAGCGCCUCGCGGGGCUCGAGGCGUCCGCCGCCGCGGCCUCCGCGCCAGGGCGCAAGUCCACGUCCGCCAUCCGGUCCCUCUUCGCCAGGCCUUUCGCGGCGGCCGGCGGCAGCGGCUCCUCUGCGCCCGGCGCGGCCGAGCCGCCAGACCUACGGCGGUGCAAGUCCUUCUCGUGCGGCCGCGGCGGCGACGUGCUCUCCGCCGCCGCCGCCGCCGCUGCUGCAAGGGCGGGCGACGAGCCGCAGCGGCGGUCGUGCGACGUGCGGGGCCGGAGCACGCUCUGGGCGCUCUUCCACCAGGACGACCGUGACCGCGUCCGCGACGGCACGGCGUUCGGCUCCUUCCCUGUCUCGUCUUCCGUCGCCGCGGCGCUCACCGCCGACGUCGCGCUCCCGCUUCCGCAACCGCCGCCAUUGCAACGGCCGUGCGUCAUGGAGGAUUUCUCGGAGGAGGACAUCCCGGUGGUCAUGGAGUGCGAUGAGAUAAUGCCGGUGGUGGAGCUGGAGCCCGUCCAUGGGGUUGACACCUCCGGGGAAAUUAAGGAAGUCGAAGCCAAUGUGGCACGGGAUGUGAAGGCCAUAAAGGAUCAUAUCGACCUCGAGUCGUCGGAGCCCAAGACGAAGCCUACGCCGAAAGACCUGAAAGAGAUCGCGGGGAGUUUCUGGGAGGCUGCGUCCGUGUUCAGCAAGAAGUGGCAGAAAUGGCGGCGCAAGCAGAAGCUCAAGAAGGAGGCCGCGGUGAGCAAGGCCGCGGCCGCGGCAAUGCCGCCGCCGGAGAAGCCAUCCAAACCGUCGUUCCUCCGGCGGCGGCGCCUCCGCGGGGAAGCAGGCUCGGAACACGCGUUGGGCCGCCGAUCCUGCGACACCGACCCGCGCUUCUCCCUCGACGCCGGCCGCAUGUCCAUCGACGACGCUGGCUUCUCCUGGGACGAGCCGCGCGCGUCCUGGGACGGGUACCUGUUCGGCGCGGGCGGCGGCAUUGGGCUAGGCCGCGCGCCUCCGCCUCUCUCCCGACUCCCUCCCAUCCUGUCUGUCAUGGAGGACGCUCCGGCCGCCGUCGUCGAGCGCUCAGACGGUCAAAUUCCCGUGGAAGACGAUGCUGACCUUGAGCCUCCGGGGGGAACUUUCCAGACAAGAGACUACUACUUGGACUCUUCCAGCCGGAGGCGCCGCAGCCUGGAACGGUCCAGCUCCGUGCGCAGGCCGUCGUUCGAAGUCCCCGAACCAAAACCAAUACCCGCCGCCGCAGCAGCCAUCGGCAAUGAGUCCCCCAUUGCCAUUGGCGGCUCAGAGUUCUACCACUUCCACCAUGCCGAGGACUUGCUCGACCGGGGCUUCAGCUCAAACUCCCUCGUGGAAGACAUCUCCGCGAGCCUAGAGGCCGCAUUGUCUGGCCCGUCGUCGUCCAAGAAGCCGCCACGGUGGCGCAAAGCGUGGAGCCUCUGGGGAUUCAUCCACCGGAGAGCCGCCGGGCGGAGGACCGGCGGCGGCGGGGGCGGCCCGUCCGACAUCGCUGACCGGUCCUUCUCGGAGCCGUGGCCUGACCUGCGCGUCCGCGGGGGCAACCCCAAGAUGCAGCGGUGCAACAGCAACCUGAGCGCCCGCAGCUCGUUCAGCAGCAACAGCGGCGGGCUCGGCAGCUCGAGGCGCAGCUACGUGGACAUGAACGGCAACGUGAAGCUGCGGAGGGGGGAGGAGCACGCGCAGGCGCACGCGCUGGAGCGGAACCGGAGCGCGCGGCAUUCGCCGCCUGGGCGCGUCGACAACGGCAUGCUGCGGUUCUACCUCACGCCGAUGCGGAGCGGCGGAGGCGGCGGCGGCGUCGUGCGGCGGGUCGGCGGCGGUGGCCUGCCGGGAAAGGCCGGGCGUCAGCUGACCUCGCAGUCGUUCGCCCGGAGCGUGCUUCGUCUGUACUGAACCCAGCGCAGGCAGGCCAGGUUCCUCCGUCUGUCUGUCUGUCUGUCUGUGGCGCUGCGCUGCAGUUGAUGAGGCCUUGAGGGGGACCGGUCAUAGCCAUAAAUCUUCGUGUAUUGUAAUCUCUUGUUUGUAUUUCUUUCUGUUCAUUGUGAGGGGGGUUGGGGGGGAUAACACGCGGUUCAUGUCAUAAUUUCCUCUCGCUAUUACUACUGCGUGUCAUGUCGUUC